UUUGUCUUUAACAUAAUUUUUAUUUUGCCUGUCGUCUUCAUUCUCAUUUCCGGUAUGCUGAAGAAUUCCGUCAUCAAGCUUACUUUUUUCGCAUUUCGGGAUGUGAUUUUUGCUUUUGUUCUCCAGUGUCCGUCCAUGUUUUAACUCGAUUUUUUUGCCAUUCGGACUGCCUUUUGGGGGAAAUUCGUGUGGCUUGCUGAAAUUGCAAUCCAGAAGAAGGCUUUCCUUCUAUUUGUAGCUAUUGAAAGUUGUGGUUGGACUAUUUCUACGACUGUUUGCAGUAUGCUGUCGAAGCCGUGGAUUAUAAUGCUAUGUUGACUGCUUGUUUCUGGCGUUCAAAGGAUUUUCUGUUUGUCGUUUUCUUUUCAGUUUAGUUUGGAUAGUUCAUAUUUUGACAGUUGGUUUGUAGCCGAAUCUGCGGAGAUGCUACCCUCCGUGGACUUCUAUAGCUUUGGGAUCCUAGUUAUUUCAGCAUUCAUUUUGCAUAUUGGUCGAUUUAAUUUUUCUUCGGUUGUCUAUUUGCAAAAGAGAAAAUGCGGGUAGAAAAUGGUUUUCCCUUGAUAUCUGCUGUUCCGGGGAAAAUUUUAUUUGAAUCUGGUUCUAGUAACGGCUUCCUGAGGAUCUGAGGGUGUAUGAUAUUCCUUUCUUCAACUUGGGAAACUUUUUUAAUCUCUGUUACACACCAAACAUGAUGGGGUCCUUCAUCACCAGAGGUCUUGUGAUGGUUCUUGGUUAUACAUAUCCUGCUUAUGAGUGCUUCAAGACUGUGGAAAAGAACAAACCUGAAAUUGAAAAUUUAAGGUUCUGGUGUCAAUACUGGAUUAUAGCUGCAAUGCUGACAGUGUUUGAGAGAUUUGGAGAUGCUUUUAUAUCAUGGGUGCCAAUGUAUGAGGAAGCCAAGUUGGCAUUCUUUAUCUAUCUGUGGUACCCUAGAACGAAGGGAACAACUUAUGUGUACCAGACAUUUUUGAGGCCAUAUCUUUCAAAGCAUGAAACAGAAAUUGAUCACAACUUGCUUGAACUAAGAGUGAGAGCAGGCGACAUGGCUGUUCUUUACUGGCAGAAAGCAGCAAGCUAUGGUCAGACAAGAUUUUUUGAAAUUCUACAAUAUGUUGCAUCACAAUCAUCAAGUCCUCGCCCAUUGCAGCAACAGCAACAAACAAGCUCACAGCCUGUGAGGCAGUCUCGGGCGGCUUCAGCAGCUCACCAACCUGUUAGGCAGCAAGGUGACCAGGCACCUCCACAUGGGGGUGGAACUUCUCCUACAAAACAGAAGCAGGGGCCAGUUAGGGAUGCUGCUAUCGUACCAUCUUCACAGGCUUCAGUGGCUCCACAGGCCAAGCAACCUUCUCCACAGCCUCGGUCUCCAUCAGCUUCACAACCUCAGGGCCAACCAAAGACGACAUCCUCUGGGUCAGCCGCUUCAGGAACACAGCAAAUGCCUUCUUCAUCAACUGUAACACCUCCUCUCCCAAGCGAUGCAGGAAAAACUCCUGCAGGAACAGCACCGGCAGUGACAAAAGAUGGAACUGCCCCUGUUUCAGAGAAUGUGGUCAUCGAAGAUAGUAUUCGGGUAACCCGUGGGAGGCUAAGAAGGAUCCGUGGCAUAGGGAAACAGAACGGUGUAUAGCUUCUUUUUCUUUGUUUCCCCAUGUUUACUGGUUAGUUUCUAGACAGUUUGCAGUUGCAUUCUGAAAUGCUUUCAUGGAAGAUGGAAAUCAAUUAGUGAUUUAGAAUUUUAGUGAAUCUUAGUUUGAACUUA
Nymphaea colorata (pocket water lily) is the source of this 1762-nucleotide messenger RNA. RefSeq names its product putative HVA22-like protein g. NCBI's taxonomy places the organism in Eukaryota, Viridiplantae, Streptophyta, Magnoliopsida, Nymphaeales, Nymphaeaceae. The record is from RefSeq and is a predicted model, not a curated record. The transcript is spliced from 7 exons. The coding region runs from base 689 to 1630 and encodes 313 amino acids.